AUUGCCCGGAGUAGGGUAAGUAGUGUGGGGGAGGGGGCAACGGGCAACCUCCUACGUAACGUGUUUCCCGAUCUAAUCAUCUAACUAGUAACUCACUAACUCUCCUUGCCGACAACAUCCCUACGAAAACGAUUCGUUUCUCAUUUCUAAUUUCCAUUUUUUUGUUUUCUCAGAAAAAAAAAAAUAAUCAAAGCAAUUUCUACUCAUCUUCUCCCUUUCUUUCUCUAUCCUACAUUGUCCGGUUUCAUUCCUCUCCUUUAAUGACUGCGCGCCUGAUUCCUCCCUGUCUCCUCUCCUUUGUUCUUCCAUUUUUCAACACUCUCUUCUGGAAAUUUUUAUGUCUUCGGAUGUCAGCUAGCGAUUCUACCAGUCAACCACUGGGGUUGAAGUUGAACUAGUAAAGGAGCACAUUUCGGUUCGGUUUCAAGAGAUCUCUGCGUACUGUUUACUCCGGCAUGGCUUUGAAGCGGGGCUCCUCCGGUGCCGGCUUUCAGAGGAAUAGAGGCGGUGGCUCUCGCUUGCCUAUCGCAAUUCUCCUUUUUUUCUCGGUCCUCGCGCCAAUGCUUUUCCUUGUUGGACGAGGAAUUCGCACGACCACCCUGACUGAUCAAAACAAUAUUCAAAGUGACUCUAGCAUACGGAAGGUGGAUUGGAGAGAACAGUUGGCCAUAAAUGUAAAAUCCAUUUUUUCAAAAGAGGUGAUUGAUACCAUUAUGGCAAACACCAAUGACAUGGAUCCAUGGAGUCUUGAUUUUGUUAGAAAAAACUACAUAUCUUCAUGGAAAGUUGUUGGAUCAAAGAACUUUGACCAGAAUAAUGCUACGAAUGAAGAGACAAAACAACCAGUUGCAGUUGUAGAACGAGGGACUCCCCAAGUGAAACAGGAUGCCGUUGCUACAGAUGACCAUUCUCAAUUUGUUGAUACACCUGCAAAAAUAGCACGUCGGAAAUUGAGGGAGAAGAGGCGUGUUAAGCGGGCAACUGAGUUGAUCCACCAGGAUGAUGAAGCUAAUCUUAAACUAGAAAAUGCUGCCAUUGAACGCUCAAAAGCACUUGACACGGCAGUUUUGGGGAAAUACAGCAUAUGGAGACGGGAUAUUGAGAAUGAGAAUGCUGACACAACUGUACGCUUGAUGAGAGAUCAAAUGAUCAUGGCUAGGGUGUAUUCAGGCAUUGCAAAAAUGAAGAACAAGCUCGAACUAGAUCAUGAACUACUGGUUCGGCUUAAAGAAAGCCAACGAGCUCUGGGAGAGGCAACUACUGAUGCAGAUCUUAGUAGCAGUGCACCUGAGAAAAUCAAAGCCAUGGGUCAAGUCCUGGCAAAAGCAAGAGAGGAGCUUUAUGACUGCAAGUUGGUUACUAGAAAGCUAAGAGCAAUGCUUCAGUCAGCAGAUGAACAGGUCCGAAGCUUAAAAAAGCAGAGCACAUUCCUCAGCCAAUUAGCUGCAAAGACAAUUCCAAAUGGAAUUCACUGUCUAUCUAUGCGCUUAACCAUAGGCUACUAUCUUCUCCCACCAGAGAAAAGAAAGUUUCCGAAGAGUGAAAAUUUGGAAGAUCCAAAUCUGUAUCAUUAUGCCCUUUUCUCUGAUAAUGUCUUGGCUGCUUCAGUUGUUGUCAAUUCAACAGUCACAAAUGCCAAGGAACCGGAGAAGCACGUAUUCCAUCUGGUUACCGAUAAAUUGAACUUUGGAGCCAUGAAUAUGUGGUUUCUGUUAAACCCACCUGGAAAGGCCACUAUCCAUGUGGAAAAUGUUGAUGAAUUCAAAUGGCUGAACUCAUCCUACUGCCCAGUUCUGCGUCAACUCGAAUCUGCUGCCAUGAAAGAAUACUAUUUCAAGGCAGAUCAUCCCACAACUCUCUCAGCUGGUUCUUCUAAUUUGAAAUACAGGAACCCAAAGUAUCUUUCAAUGCUGAACCACCUUAGGUUUUACCUUCCACAGGUUUACCCCAAGUUGGAUAAGAUUCUGUUUCUUGAUGACGACAUUGUUGUUCAGAAAGAUUUGACAGGUUUAUGGUCUGUGGAUCUUCAUGGAAAAGUAAAUGGUGCAGUCGAGACCUGUGGGGAGAGUUUCCACAGGUUUGACAAGUAUCUCAAUUUCUCCAACCCCCAUAUUGCAAGGAACUUUAAUCCAAAUGCAUGCGGUUGGGCAUAUGGGAUGAAUAUAUUUGAUCUGAAGGAGUGGAAAAAGAGAGAUAUAACUGGGAUCUAUCAUAAGUGGCAGAACAUGAACGAAGAGAGGGUGCUGUGGAAACUUGGAACAUUACCUCCUGGGCUGAUUACAUUCUACGGGCUGACACAUCCACUGCAAAAGUCCUGGCAUGUGCUUGGGUUAGGGUAUAACCCAAGCAUUGAUCGGUCGGAGAUUGAGAAUGCAGCAGUUAUCCACUACAAUGGUAACAUGAAGCCAUGGCUGGAGAUAGCAAUGACCAAAUACAGGCCAUAUUGGACCAGGUAUAUUAAGUAUGACCAUCCCUACCUUCGCAACUGCAACCUUAGUGAAUGAACAAAGCAUGUGAAGGGAGGCACAUGGGUACAGCCAAAUAUGCGGCGGAUAUGGUCUUAUCUGCUACCCCACCAAGAAGAUCAACCUGAAUUUAUUUAAGCAAUGAGAAGGGUGGACUCAACAAUUCUAUGCUGCAAUUCUUGUUCACCGUCCCAACAAUUGGUUAUUGUUUCAUCUUGAUUAAUUUCCUAUUGCGUACUGAUGUGUUUGUCUCCUCCCUUUGGAGCAAGGUUACAAACUCUAAUGUGGCUUGUUCGUACGUUGAACGCCAUUGUGUAUUUGGUGGGGGUUGAGUUGGAUUUGUGGCAGGAAGAGGGUUACUGUUGUUAUAUCUUGGGGAUUUGAGUGCAGUUCUCUUUAAUUUAUGGGAAAAAAAAUUAGCUGCUUUAUAAAAUGUAGGAACGUAAAUUUGUUGGGUCGGGGUGGGGGAGGAGCAUCUAGAAUUGCCUUGUUUUUUUCCCCUUCUUUUCCUUUUUUAAAUUUAAAGCUAUCAGUGUUUAUCUAAUAACCUGGGAAAAGGAUGUAUGGAUACUCGAAUGAAACCAAUCUGAUUAUCUUGAGGCAUUGUUGUUCGAUC
Messenger RNA from Nelumbo nucifera (sacred lotus), 3081 nucleotides. Its product is annotated as polygalacturonate 4-alpha-galacturonosyltransferase-like. The record is from RefSeq and is a predicted model, not a curated record. NCBI's taxonomy places the organism in Eukaryota, Viridiplantae, Streptophyta, Magnoliopsida, Proteales, Nelumbonaceae. Gene Ontology annotation, molecular function: polygalacturonate 4-alpha-galacturonosyltransferase activity.